CUAAGUGAUACAGAGAUUAAGAUGGCUUCCGCUGAAGAUGGUCAGACCGACCUACUUGAGUUUUGUAAUUAUUUCGUUGAAGCAGAGGAUUUAGUCGAAGUCGUCGAACCAGAGAGGAGAUCCAUGUGCUCCAGAUGCAGUCGUCCAUUAAGUGUAUGUUGGUGUCCUUAUUUACCUAAAGAUCCACUGGAGGUGAAAACAAAUGUCUACAUUCUGCAACAUCCAUAUGAGACUUCUAGACGACUAAAGACAGCUCCCAUGUUGUACCACGGUCUUGCACCAGGAAAAUGUCACAUAAUUGUUGGGAAAAGAUUUUCAGAACAAAGGUACCCCCAGGUAAAUGAGAUUCUGAGAGCCCCGAACACCAUCCUACUUUACCCGGGUGUGGAUGCCAUGGACAUCCAGGACCUCCCUCAUCACUAUCACAGCUUUAACCUUGUGAUGCUGGACGGCACGUGGGCCCAGGCCAAGAACAUUUACUGCGCUAACAACAUCCUGUCCUGCCUAAAAAAGGUGCAAAUAAAUGACAACCCUGUCAGUAAGUAUGUGAUUCGGACACAGCCCACCGACUCUUCCCUCUCUACACUCGAGUCUGCUGCUGUAGCUAUAUCCAUCCUGGAGAAUCGUCCAGAAAUAAUUGAGACGUUGACAAAACCACUAGAUGCCCUGUGCAAGUUCCAGAUGAAUUUUGGUGCUGUUCAGCAUCAAAGCAAGGAAUAUAAAAUUGAGAAUGGACUUUGGAACAAACCUCUUUCCAAAAAAAUACUUAAAAAGAAAGAGCAAGAAAAAAUAAACUGUACACAUCAAACCAACAGCUGACAUAGGUGUGAACUGUAGGAUAAAUAUGUGAUAAUAGAAUUUCAAAAAAAGGAUUUUGUCUCUUUUCUAUGUUACAGUAGUGAUCUCAAUGAAAAACAGACUUUCACAUUUGUGAACUUUUCAUAAUACCAACUAAGUGCCUAUCCUCUCUUUUAUCAUUGGUGAAUUUAUCACGAAAUGACCAAACUGUGGUGUAGAGCCUAGUACUGUUGACACUGUGUUUACAAGGGGAUAAGGAUAUAUAAGAACAAUAUAGUAUUUUACACUGCAGACUAGAUUUAUUGAUUUUGGUGCUAUAUACCCUUUUUAUAACAUUUUAUGUUUGCAGUUUUUUUAUUGAAAAUCACCUGAAUUUCACAAGAUAUUUUCAAAUGUUCAUGGAGUAUGAAGAUUUUCUCACAACUUGGUAAUUAUUCACCAUGGUACCAUCAAAGCUAGAGGGGCUAUGUGUUUGUACUCUCUCCAUCAGUCAGUCCACCUGUAUGUCACUGUAUCCACAAUAUCGAUGUUGAUAGCUAUGCUGUAAGCGUAGGUACAAUCGACGCUUCGCAAUAUCCUAGUACACCCUAAGGAUAAAACCCCUGAAGAAAACGUCGCAGAAUGCGUAUACAAAA
Mizuhopecten yessoensis (Yesso scallop) is the source of this 1433-nucleotide messenger RNA. Its product is annotated as DTW domain-containing protein 2-like. The coding region runs from base 22 to 819 and encodes 265 amino acids. The transcript has 6 exons. Lineage: Eukaryota; Metazoa; Mollusca; Bivalvia; Pectinida; Pectinidae. The record is from RefSeq and is a predicted model, not a curated record.